CAAUGAAUCUGCCGUUUCCAUUUCAGUGCAAACAACAUACCAGACAAGAGCUCGGUGGAUGAAAGGUGAUGCAGCCAUGCUGAUCAGAAAAAGACAUUUUUCAGCAGCAACAAUUCUCAUGUUGCUGGCAGGAGUUCAGGCUCAGUACAGUGUAACUCUCUCCUCUCGGAAUCUCUGUGCUGUUACUGGAUCUACAGUAAAAAUCCCCUGUACAUACUCAAGUUAUUCCGCGGUCACACAGAAAGAAUGGUAUCGAGUCCAGAGCUCUGAAGGAGAAGCACCAGUCCUGAGCAAAGAUCCACAAUACUCAGGACGAGUGUCUGUAAGCACCUCGUGGUCUUCCUGUGAGCUGACACUGAGGAAUGUGAGAGUGAGUGACUCUGGAGUUUAUAACUUCAGAUUUAAAGUCACACAGAGAAGAGACUGGAUAUCAGCAUCAUCUGGAGUUCAUCUGACUGUUACAGAUCUGAAGGUUGAAGUAUCAGACAGGUACGGCCGGAACAAGAAGCUGAGCUGCAUCACCACCUGCACUCUGUCUAACAGACCCACUUACAUCUGGAACAAGAACGGACAGCAUGUUACUAACCAGGAGAGAAAAGAACUGUAUGUCGAAAGUAAGGAUGCAGGCAGCUACUCCUGUGCCGUAAAAGGACAUGAGGAGCUUCGCUCUCCUGCUGUCUGUAUUUUUGAUGAGACGAGCUGCUGGAGUGUGACUUACACCACUCAGACUAUCUGCUCUCUGAUUGGCUCAUCAGUGGACAUACACAGUUAUUACACCUUCCCUGACAAUCGCAAGGUCACAGAAGUGUUCUGGUUCAUUAAAAAGCAGGCUGAUGCUGAGGCUGUGGAUGUGAGUGAGGAUGAGGAGUAUCAGGGCCGAGUGCAGUACACACAGAGCUCCCAGAAUAACUGUAGUCUGAGAAUCACUAACCUGAGAGAGAGAGACGCUCAAACAUACAGAUUCAGAUUCUACACUGAUGAUCCUCAAGGCAGAUACACCGGCCAACCUGGAGUCUCUCUGUCUGUCACAGAUCUGAAGGUUGAAGUAUCAGACAAGUACGGCUGGAGCAAGAAGCUGAGCUGCAGCACCACCUGCACUCUGUCAAACAACCCCACUUACAUCUGGUACAAGAACGGACAGCGUGUUACUAACCAGUACAGAAAUGAAAUGUAUCUGUAUGACAGUAGUAAGGAUGCAGGCAGCUACUCCUGCGCUGUAAGAGGACAUGAGGAGCUUCGCUCUCCUGCUGUCUGUGUUUUCAGGUGUUUUUGGAGUGUGACUUAUUUCUCGCAGACUAUGUGUGCUCUGAUUGGCUCAUCAGUGGACAUACACAGUUACUACACCUUCCCUGAUCAGCUUCGCACCCCGCAGCCUGUCUGGUACAUCAUAUUCCUCUCACAGGACAGAGAACUGAGUCAUACAGAUGAGCGAGUGGAGUUUCUUAAUGAUAGACCUAACAGGAGCACACUGAGACUGAAAAAUCUAACAGAAGGGGACUCAAAAAAAUAUCAACUCCGGUUAAAAGCCCAUUACUCUAAAGAAACAGACAGCUCUGCUGGUGUCUCUCUGUCUGUCACAGGUCUGCAGGUCAAAGUGGCACCACUUGCAGUAACAGUGUCAGAUUUACAGAGCAUAACGCUGAGCUGCAUCACCACCUGCACUCUGUCUAACAGCCCCACUUAUAUCUGGUACAAUAACGGACAGCGUGUGUCUGACUGUAAAUCUGCCUCCUGCUCUGUAGCUGCAGUCAGUGGUGCGGUCAGUUACAGCUGUGCUGUUGAAGGCCAUGACAGUCUGCUCUCUCCUCCAGUGUAUUCUCCUAAAAACACCAGAGCAGUGGUUCUUUCCUCUGGAGACAAAGUGGAGGGGGAUUCAGUGACUCUGAGCUGUAGCAGUGAUGCAAACCCUCCUGUUCUCACCUACUCCUGGUUUAAGCAGAGAGCAGAUGCAGACACACUGCUGACAACAGGCCAGAAUUACAGCAUCAGCAACAUCAACUCCCAGCACAGAGGACUGUACUACUGCACUGCUCACAACCAGCUGGGACAGCACAACUCUACACCAACACGCCUGAAUGUGCUAUAUUCCCCUAAAAACACCAGCGCAGUGGUUCUUUCCUCUGGAGACACAGUGGAGGGGGAUUCAGUGACUCUGAGCUGUAGCAGUGAUGCAAACCCUCCUGUUCUCACCUACACCUGGUUUAAGCAGAGAGCAGAUGCAGACACACUGCUGACAACAGGCCAGAAUUACAGCAUCAGCAACAUCAGCUCCCAGCACAGCGGACUGUACUACUGCUCUGCUCGCAACCAGCUGGGACAUCACAACUCUACACCAACACACCUGGAUGUGCUAUACCCUCCACGAAACCUUUCUAUGACUGUCGUUCCAUCCGUGUCUGGAGACUUGGUCACACUGUUGUGCGUGAGUGACUCCAACCCCAUCAGCUCUUACACCUGGUACAGGAAAACAGAAGGAGAUGUGAUACUGAUUGGAAAUGGCACCAAUUUAACUUUAUCCUCAACAGCAGAUGGAUUUUACUACUGUACAGCAAGGAAUGGAUUUGGAUCAUCCAAUUCAUCGAAAUGGGCAUAUACAUCAGAUAACGGAGCUGUGAAAUACGCAGCUUCUGGAGUCAUUGUUACUUUGGUUCUGUCAUUCAUUGCUGUCUUUCUGUGGAGACGGAGAAGGGCAUCGGCGUUCGGUAACAGGAGUGAGGAGUACCGCGAGAACGAAACUGCUCCUGUAUAUGGUAACGUCUCAGCCACGACCUCUGACCCCACACAAACAGCCUCCUCAGAAGAUCAGGACAAUGUUCAGUACUCCAGCGUUUAUUUCAGACACUCCCACGUACAGGAAGUGCCUCUCUACUCAACUGUUCAACUGCCAAAUGCUCUCAGUCAGGAAGAGGAAGUAGAAUAUGCCACAGUGAGCCUCGUCAAAUCAAGAGCUGUUCGGGAGGAUGAAAUCUACAGCAAUAUGAAGUCCAAAGAUUAAGAAGAGACUAAACUGACCAUAAAAUUCAACAUCUCCAGCAGAUUUCCUGUGUUAAGAAAAGGUCCAGAUACUUUUUUUUUUCCUCCAAAAGAUUAUUUAUAUAAGUAAAUUAUGAAGUGAUUGUUUAGUGAUUGUUUACAUUUAAAAGCAGUGCAGUAAACACCAACCUGUAAUCAUUCCAAGUAUUAGGCAUUAUUGCUUACACGUUUUCAUUGCUUUUGUCAAUGUCAUGAUGUCUUUUCUUUCAUUUUUUAUUUUGAAUUUGAUGCUUUGUGAGGCUUUUUACGUGCUUGCAUGUUUAUGCUGUGUUGUGUGUACGAUUAUAGUAUUACUCAUUUUCAAGGUGUAUUGUAUACAUACAGACAUUUAUUUUAAUAAAAAAAAAUUAUGCAAUAAUGUCACAUAAACAA
Molecule: messenger RNA, 3405 nt
Organism: Pangasianodon hypophthalmus (striped catfish)
Lineage: Eukaryota; Metazoa; Chordata; Actinopteri; Siluriformes; Pangasiidae
Product: sialoadhesin-like
Exons: 15
Coding region: 59-2995 (978 amino acids)
Source: RefSeq, a predicted model, not a curated record